Messenger RNA from Striga asiatica, 306 nucleotides. The record is from the annotation of a GenBank genome assembly. Lineage: Eukaryota; Viridiplantae; Streptophyta; Magnoliopsida; Lamiales; Orobanchaceae.
AUGGAAAAUUUGAUCGAUGUCGGCCACUGCAAGAGAGCUCUUAAAUUCGGGUCGGGGAAGAUCGAGCGGAAGGAGACGUCAACGACCAUCACCUUCGAUUCUCCGACGGCAUCCGUUCGGUUCGUCGUUGAUGGGGGCAUGAACGGCCUGCGGCGUUGCUACGACGGGAAACAGACUGUGGCUACGGCGACGACGGGACCAAUUGGGUUGUGGCGGCGGCAAGAUGUGGAUGCGAUUGGGCUUUUGGAGGCGGGCAGCAUGGUGGACGGUGUAGCGGCUGACGCCGGUGGGAGCGCCGGCGGCUGA